CAAGGUUCCUGGCCGAGCACCAUCGUCCCGCCAGUGAGCAAUGCAGUGCAGGUACUGCAUUGUUGACUGCGGAAAAGGCCAAAAUUCAGCACCAAAUCAACAAACCACCAAUUUUUGACCGUAACCCCGAGCGCACUCUGGCCUGCGCUACUCCGACUAAAGUAAGGCCGUGAUAGGCGGAGGAAGGAAGGGGUACACACCGAGGGAGGUCCCCACGACGAUCGAAUCUGAAGCCCCUCUACAAUCGCAAAGUCGUCGCCCGGACACCACAACCCGCCAGACGGGAUGAGUCGAAUAUUGUCGAGUCGGCAAGCCGACGAGCUUCACAAGUCGAUUGUCGCAUACCUGUCAGCGAACAACCUGCCAAAUGCGGUUGCUGCGCUGAGGACGGAGCUGGGACUGGAGGAGGAAACCUUUGAUGCAGUCACAGUCAAAAAAUAUGAGACGUUGUUAGAGAAGAAAUGGACGAGCGUCAUCCGCCUACAGAAGAAGAUAAUGGAUCUUGAAUCACGAGUCGCAACAUUGCAAUCCGAGCUCGACAGCGCCACCCCUUCGUCUUUGUCAAAACGUAGCCAGGAUCCAACCUCCUGGCUACCUAGCAAGCCCUCACGAUAUACUCUGGAAUCGCACCAGUUCGAAAUCUCCUGCAUUGCCUUCCAUCCUCUAUAUUCUACGAUUGCGUCCGGUGACCAAGGCUCUGCUAUUAAGAUAUGGGACUGGGAGCUGGGCGAAUUGGAGAGAACAAUCAAGGGACAUACCAAGGCGAUCACUGGUAUCGAUUUUGGCGGUCCUAAGGGCCAUAUACUUCUGGCAUCUUGCAGCUCAGAUCUUACGAUCAAGCUCUGGGAUCCAGCAGAUGCAUACAAGAAUAUUCGAACAUUGUCAGGCCACGACCAUACUGUCAGCGCUGUCCGCUUCAUGCCGUCGGGCAACCUUCUUGUCAGCGCUAGUAGGGACACAACUUUGAGGAUGUGGGACGUCACUACUGGAUACUGCGUGAAGACGAUACGCGGACACUUGGAAUGGGUUCGCGAUGUGUGCCCCUCGCCUGACGGGUCUUCUAUUCUGUCGACCGGCGAUGACCGAACCCUCCGUCUAUGGAAUGUUUCCGGGUCAGUAGCAGAGAAUAAAUUGACAUUGUUUGGUCACGAGAACUUUAUCGAGUGCUGCGUAUUUGCGCCACCAUCCUCAUAUCAAUACCUAGCGACUCUAGCCGGGUUGCAAAAACCGCCGCCCCUAACUAGCACAUCAGAGUUUAUGGCCACGGGAUCGCGAGAUAAGACCAUCAAGCUGUGGGAUACAAGGGGAAGUUGUUUCAAGACACUGAUCGGCCAUGACAACUGGGUGCGGUCUCUUGUUUUCCACCCCGGUGGGAAAUACCUCAUCUCUGUUGCGGACGACAAGGCACUACGGUGCUGGGAUCUCAGCCAGGAUGGAAAGUGCGUUAAGGAGUUAUCAAGUGUGCAUGAUCACUUUAUCUCUUGUCUGGCAUGGGCUCCGUCAAUUGUGAAGGAUAAGGAUAAACCUCCAGCCAACGGCGAGGCGGGAGGAGGCGCACCAGAUGUGCAGAUUCGCUGUGUCAUUGCCACUGGAAGCGUGGAUAUGGCACUUAAAAUAUUUGCCAGAUAGUCGUGCAGGAUUCUACUAUGACCAGGUUCUCGUGCCUAUGCGGAGGCCAUAUAUAAAGUGGUAUUACUACGAGUAGCGGUUUGGCGAGCCAACGGAAGCGUUGCAGAUAUCUGUGCGACACGCGGAUACAAAUUAUAGAACAGGCUCCAUUGUCGCACCAACAAGGGCUGGAGCCGCGACAAUGUUGAUGGGCAGGCUUCCUUUGAAACGGCCAUCCGCACAUACAGUUGUUACAAGCCUCGACGAUAGAUGAUGGGUGGGCUCCAGCUCAAGCGCCUCGGAUGAUAGAUGAUGAGCUGUAUACCAAGCUGCUUGAGUGAUAGAUGAGAAGCGUUAGAAGACACAAUCCACCCAAAUAUAAAUCCGGUGUUUUCAUGAAUAAUAUCAGCAGUGGCAUUGGCCCAUUUCAUUCACAACGAUCCAUUGUAAUUAUGAACAGCCAUAAAAUAGACCAUGUACGAACUGCGCCAGGUGAAGAAAACAUCCGCCAC
Messenger RNA from Pseudogymnoascus verrucosus, 2120 nucleotides. RefSeq names its product protein with putative role during mitosis. The record is from RefSeq and is a predicted model, not a curated record. Gene Ontology annotation, biological process: nuclear migration; vesicle transport along microtubule; establishment of mitotic spindle orientation. NCBI's taxonomy places the organism in Eukaryota, Fungi, Ascomycota, Leotiomycetes, Thelebolales, Thelebolaceae. Gene Ontology annotation, cellular component: kinetochore; nuclear envelope; cytoplasmic microtubule. The transcript has 3 exons. The coding region runs from base 286 to 1629 and encodes 447 amino acids. Gene Ontology annotation, molecular function: microtubule plus-end binding; dynein complex binding.